AUGGGUCAAGCACCCCCUUCCAAACCUUCAAGCCAGCCCGAAGCUCCCUCCCGGCCGUACGACGGCCGCAGGCAACGAGGAAAGCUACGACCACUACAAAAAAGAGGAGAACCUAGAGUUUUGAUGUCUCUUAUCCUGCGAAGCGAUUGGCAAAAAGUGCUCAUCCGGGCAAAGCUGUUUCCGCACGAAGUCUCACAACCGGUUUCGCUGGAGCUGUAUGAUCUUCCACUUCGGGUACUGCCCUUGCACUUGGUAGUCGCUUUGGAUCCACCGUCGGCUGUUGUCACCUUAUUCCUCAAGUUAGAUGGCUCGGCAGCGACCGUCCCUGUCCGCAUGAUGGAUCAGCCGAACAAAGGCACCCGAUCGCUGAAGCGAUCCUUUCGAGCACUCAGAAAGUAUUCUCGUCUGGGCUCUGGAGGCGCUAGAUCCCCGCCUGGCCUAUUUCGCGACUCUCGAAGAAGCAGCGGUCGAUCCUCCAACGUGCCCGAGCACCCACCUAACCCACCUGAGGAAGGUGCACCCGCCAACCAAAGCCUUCUGGAUCAUCGAAGCAUGUCGACAAGCUUUGGAAGGCGUGCCCUUUCGUUGGUUUGGCGUCCCUAUCGACAACUGGAUGCAUCGAUUGAUGCUGGGGGAGACUCAUCGUCAAUAUACGGAGACGACAAUCUCGAUCCAUUCACGGGACAAGCCGAGCUCCCAGCGUCCUUCAUGGAGCAGUCGCUGUCGAGUUCUUCGAUGGCUUCAUCGUCUCGUCAAUCGUCUUCAGUCUACCUGUGGAACGGUGGUGACUCGAACACUGGCCUGUUGGAGCAGCUUCCUCCAAAAGGGGUCAUCCUUCAAUUGUCCCCUUCAGGAGGCAUUUCACCCUUCCCUAUUGGAUCGCAGGAAACAGACAGCACCUCGGAGACCUUCUCAAAUGGAGGCACUGCAGCAGGACUGUGGGGCAUCUCGUGGGACCUUUCGCCCUUGUGGCAGUCGAUGGCCAAUGGCGCGGGAUCACCCGACAAUUCACUGCUUGCCAUUCAUGUCGCGACAUUAUACCAAGCUUCUCCUGCAGUGUUAGGCCAGCUAUUGGAAGCCCAUCCCAUGGGAGCGGUGAGUUCAGUCUUGGGCAUGCUGCCGAUACAUAUAGUCUCCGCUGGGUGGAUUUUAGACCCCUGGGUAGCCCCACCACCUCCGCCCCCACCUGCAACGAAGUCAGGAAGCCAAAACCAACCAAUGCUGCAGCCCUACCAUCAUCACCAUGAACGCCAUCCAUCCCGGCUUAAGGACUCGUUACUAGUCCUUCGACAAGCCCUGCCAGAGUCGGUAAAGAUCAGAAGCGGCAACCAUAGCAUGACACCUCGUGAGUACAUUUCUGAAGCCAUGGAAGAAUGCACCCAGAAGCAAGAGUGCUUGGCGCUACUUGAGCCGGGAGACUUUGGUGAAGAUGGAGCAGUUGAGGUCAUCUCCUCGAUGGGCCCACUGGACCACCUGAAGGAUUUAGCAUCCACCCACCCGUCGCUCCUAUUUGUUGACAGCUUCGAUGCAUCUCGAGAAGUCCCGUGGGAAAUUCACUGCUCGUCGUCAUCCUCUUCCAUUCUGGGCUCCCCAAAGAGGACUGCUUCCAUUAGCUCACUUUUGAUUGCUCAAGAUUGGGAAGCUGCCCUUGCUUUGGCGGAGGACGAUCCCAAGCUUGCCCAAGAAUGGUUUCAUGGCGUGGAUGAUCGCCUCGAUCCAACGAUUGAUGAUGUGGAAUACGACGACGGCACCGACGAGGACGCAAAGCAGUGUAUUGUGUGGAAACGUCUGGCCCUUCAUUUGGCCUGUUGCUACCGAGCGCCCGUGGGACUUGUGGACGUCUUGCUGAAGGCGUACCCACAAGCUGCAACCAGUUUAGAUCCGAAUGGUGGCUUCUUACCACUCCAUCUGGCCUGCCAGCACAAGUCAUCGUAUCGAGUGGUCAAGUCGCUCCUGGUGCAUGCCCCCACCACCACAAAGUCGGUCUGCAAUCGCGGGCGAAAUCCGUUGCAUUAUGCUGUGACUGCCAAGGCACACUAUGCCAUUGUUGAGUUGUUGCUGGAAGUUGAUCCUGCAGCGGCCUUGGCAGCAGAUGAGGAAAAUCAGACACCAUUGGACUUGGCGAAGCAGGUUUAUGGAAAGAAGAAUGUCAUUGUUCGACUGCUGGAAAUGGUUACCCUGGUGCUUGAGAAGCCAGUUGUCUCAUCAUCAGCCCCGCCAUCUCGUAAGAAGAGGAGAGACAAGGCCAAAGACGCGGCUUGUUACAUUUGA
Messenger RNA from Seminavis robusta, 2271 nucleotides. The record is from the annotation of a GenBank genome assembly. NCBI's taxonomy places the organism in Eukaryota, Bacillariophyta, Bacillariophyceae, Naviculales, Naviculaceae.